Durotheca rogersii is the source of this 1173-nucleotide messenger RNA. RefSeq lists its product as uncharacterized. The record is from RefSeq and is a predicted model, not a curated record. NCBI's taxonomy places the organism in Eukaryota, Fungi, Ascomycota, Sordariomycetes, Xylariales, Xylariaceae. Gene Ontology annotation, molecular function: nucleic acid binding. The transcript is spliced from 3 exons. The coding region runs from base 1 to 1173 and encodes 390 amino acids.
AUGGGUCUCGCAGGACGAAAGAACCGCCGGAAGCUUGAGUACGAUCCUAACAAUCUGAGAUGGAGUCGCGACGAGACCACCUUCGGGCACAAGAUCAUGCGAACCCAGGGCUGGGAACCGGGGAAGCUGCUAGGGGUACAGGAUUCAGCGCAUGCUCAUCUGCACACAGCAGCAAGCUCUGCCCCCAUCAAAGUCUUCGUGAAGGACGAUACCUCGGGCCUAGGGGCAAAACCCCGUCAAAAACAGAGCGAUGAGUGCACCGGCCUCGACAGUUUUAAGGAUCUUAUCGGGAGGCUGAACGGGAAGUCCGAGGAGACCAUUCAGAAGGAGCAGCAAGUCCGAUUGGAUUUCAAGACGAGCUUGUUUGUAGAACGGAGAUACGGGCCCAUGCGAUUUGUUAGCGGUGGACUUCUGGUCGGGGAGCAGAUCAAGGAGCUGGCGAUCACCGUUUCGAACCCGACAAUCCCCCGAAAGACGAGUGAAGAGGAACCAGCCACCACGCCGGAGGGGGAUACCGCCUUCUGCAUAAAAAAAGAGAAGAGAGAAAAGAAAUCGAAGAAGCGGAAGGCGGAGGAGGGUGGUCUUACCGACGAAGCCGAUGUUACUCGCGAGAAGAGGAGGAAGAAGCGCUCCACAAGUGACGGCACUCCGGAUGGCUUCUCUGGCGAUUUGGGCGUGGAGAAGUCCAGUAAGAAGAAGUCUAAGAAGCUGAAGCAGGAAGAGGGAGAGGAAGAGGAAAAGGAGCUAGGCGAUAAUCUGGAGACAACGCGAAGAAGGAAGAAGUCCAGGGGCGAGUCAAAAGAGGGCCCCAAGCAAGAUACCGAAGCCGGCGCCUCUAUAUUACUUGGAGAUAUGGAGGUCGAGGUCAAGAAAGCAAAGUCGAAGAAGGCGAAGAAGGAAAAGGGAAGGAAGGGGAAGGAAGAAAGACAAACGAGCGUGUCAGGCCUGUUAGCAGAAAACCUUGUAUCAACCGAGUCGUCGACCCCCUCUCAGACUGGCACCCCCCAGGAAAGCGGCGUGGCAACACCAACACCAACCGGGACCGGCACAUCAACCCCCCAAUCGCUUUCUACGAGGCAUUACGUCCGAUCACGCAACAUCGCGUCAAAACGGAUGGCCAUGGCCGACCUGCAGGCGUUGAACCAGAUCUUCAUGGUGAAGUCAGUUGCCUAG